Messenger RNA from Caenorhabditis elegans, 968 nucleotides. The record is from the annotation of a RefSeq genome assembly. Lineage: Eukaryota; Metazoa; Nematoda; Chromadorea; Rhabditida; Rhabditidae.
AUGAUAUCAACUGCUUUACUGGUAAUAGGUCUUUCUUUUGUAUUCAUCGGCUGCUUUGCACAACAGUUGUUAAGCUUAAGCUCCUUAAAGGGGCUUGGGGUUCUCAAUGAACUGAAUGCUGAACCGCCGUAUAGCAGACUUUCUACUUUGGCAUUCACGUAUCAAAGCCCAAGUCAACUCAUUCCAUUUGCAGUUUUUGAAAAAGCUUAUAUUAAUACAACACUUGGCGAUAAUGAAUUGAAAAAUCUAAGUGGAGUCAUGUAUAUUACUAGUUCACACCAAUGGAAUAAUAAUGGAACUUAUCGAAAUCGAACCCAAUGCAUACAAACGAAGGCGAUUUGUUUUUUUCUUCUGUGAAUAAGUUUUCAUUGCGUAUGACUGCAUUCUAUAUAAAAAUCACUGGUCUGCUCAAAUUUGUAAUUGGACCCGGAAAAUACGAUAUCGAUGGAUUUAAUACAUCAUCCUUCACUACAACUGGGUUUUAUAUGAAACUACACGGCGAUGAUGAUAGCACUACAACCAUUAAUAUUAGAAGAGACACUUCAUAUAACGGAUCUUCUGGUGCAAAUGUUGUCGGGCAUCUCCCUCCUGGAGGAGAGGUCACUGUAAAUUUCUAUGACAACCCCUUGAAGUAUGAACAAUCAGUGGUUCCAAAUGGUUCCUUCACACCCUGGGGCAUUCCAAAUAUUGCGCAGACUUUUGAAAUUUCGUCAACAAACGGAAAAGCUGGAGAGUACUAUGUGCAAUAUUUUGUUCAUCGAGGAACAAAGAAGGAAACAACUGUGAAGCCAACAACAACAACCGUAACUACAACUACAAAAACAACGACAACGCAGCAACAGCCCCAGACUACUCAGUCUGUAGUUAUUCAGACAACAGCAACAUCCACAAUUCAAACCACAACUAAAUCCACUGUAAAUGUCAAGUUAAUUGUAUCUACGGUCACUUUGUUAAUGUUCUGGUUGUGA